Plasmopara halstedii is the source of this 1671-nucleotide messenger RNA. Its product is annotated as pellino protein. Gene Ontology annotation, molecular function: protein binding; ubiquitin protein ligase activity. The record is from RefSeq and is a predicted model, not a curated record. Gene Ontology annotation, biological process: protein polyubiquitination; regulation of Toll signaling pathway. The coding region runs from base 1 to 1671 and encodes 556 amino acids. Lineage: Eukaryota; Oomycota; Peronosporomycetes; Peronosporales; Peronosporaceae. The transcript has a single exon.
AUGGAAUAUGGACGCUUUGUUGUGCUCGGCUACAGCAGCUACCGCGUGGACAUGGUUCGUCAUCCACCCAAUGAAAGUACGGACUUGAUCUCGUCCUCAUUUGGUCUCGCAGAUGCUAACGACGAGGCGUCUUUGAGUCGCAAACGCUCGCUCGGCCAACUGUGGAAGCCGCUGGGUGGUCAGAAUGCGCAUUACGUGCUUAAAAAGCGAGCACGAGCUAACGGCGUGCGUUUGCGUCGUUUUCAUUACGUUUUUCCGGUUCCAGAGCAUAAGAAACAUCGAGCGAAAGACCUCAAGAAUGUAACCACACGCAUCAUGCAACGUAUCGAGACGGCGCGGGCCGUUAACAACCAAUCUGAAGGCGAAUCAGUCUUGUCAUACCUGCUGUGUCUUCCUAUGAAUGAUCGAGACCCAUGUACCAGUGUCACAGAAUUUCAUGCAGACCCCAAUUUUGAUAUGUUUCAAAUUGGUCGCAUGCCAUGCGCCCAAAACGACUUUGUAAUCCCUGGGCCACGUGUUGGGGCGUCCGGAACGAUAUCACGCUAUGCAGCGAGAAUUUUGUGCUCACGUGAGCCACCAUAUGAGUGUUAUAUCUUUGCAGGAGGUUUCGAUGCUGCUCGACGGAUGAGCACAGCUGGUCAUGCACUAAAACACUGCGCACGGUGUGGUGUCUGGUCGAAACGAUUGGGGUCUGAUCAUAUGUGUGUCGUAAAAACAUUGAUGCAGCAGUCACAAAAUGUGGACAAAGUCAUGGGCCAAAAUGGCAACAAUCACGCGGUUAAUACAGUACAACAUUAUAUUGAUGAAACGAGUGAAGUUGGAUCUCUAGAGCACUUCCAAGUGGAUAUUCAGGAGGCAAGAGAGCUGCCUGUUGAUGGAUUGACGAAAAAUGGGGUUCGUGUGUGGCUUCCAGCUCACAAACAAUGGUUCGAAGUGUCUGUGAAUGGAAGAUUGUAUUCCAUUGAGUCAAAAGCUGCAGAAACAUCUUUAAAUACACCAUCGAGCACAAAUUUAGACCGACGACGAAAUGGCGUGACUUUGCAAUCGCGAAGUGGUGCAUUUAAUCGACCAGCAACUGGUGCUCGAGAGAUUCUACCUAUUUUAACUGAUGGGGCAGUGAUUGAUCUUGGAGGUGUGCAACUACAGUUUCAAACGUCAUAUCGCUCGGAACUUGAGAGAAAUGUGGAGGGCAAUGAUCUUUUGGAAACACCAAUUGUCUAUAGACGAGCGACAUUAUCGUCCAUUAGUACGCAACUAGAACGGUUAAAUGUCCAGUGUCCAGUUCAACUGCAUACCUUGCGGUUCAGUCGCACAGCUCCGGGAGAAAAAGUCCCUCUUGACCAGAUACCGCAUGUUUUUUCGGCGUGUGGACAUGUAUUUGGGUAUGAAGAACGAAUUGCUAAUUCGCACACAUGUCCCCUUUGUCGAACGCCAGGAUCCCUUGUACAGCUGUUGCUGAAAGAGAAUUCGCAAUUUCAGUCGACAGAAGAGCAGCACGCGAUUCCUGAGUGUGUGUUCAAUCCAUGUGGUCAUGCCAUCAGUACAAAACUUGCGCAUCACUAUUCAGCUUUGCUCAUGCCAAAUGGUCGCGCCAUUUGCCCUUUCUGUGCAGUGCAUUUAGAUGUAAGAGUGCCAUUUUCAAGACUUUAUCUCUAUUGCGAAGCUGAAUAG